Saimiri boliviensis boliviensis (Bolivian squirrel monkey) is the source of this 4897-nucleotide messenger RNA. The record is from RefSeq and is a predicted model, not a curated record. NCBI's taxonomy places the organism in Eukaryota, Metazoa, Chordata, Mammalia, Primates, Cebidae.
CGGGCGGCUGCGGUGGCGGCGGGUGGACCGAUUGUCGCUUGGCGGCGGGAGUCGGGGACAACCUAACUCUGGUCUGCUUGAUACUGGCAUGUACAUCUGUGCGAAUGCUCUUCUCAUACAUACAAAGAUGAUCCCAACCACCAGGAUCCAACUGCAGCAUGUAUAAUGGACAUCAUUCUUUCAUCCCCUCCUGCACAGAAAUGCUGAUUAUUUCAGUCACUUGCCAAAGACUUCUGAUGGCUCAGCAAAUGGCAUUGUUCACUGCAGUGCUGAGAAGAUACUUCUGAGGACCCAUAUCUAAGGUGAACUUGGCUUGUGCUCUUCUGGGUAGUUCCUGAACAGGAGUGAUGCCUCCAGGCAGGUGGCAUGCUGUGUAUCCAGCUCAGGCCCAGUCUUCAAGGGAGCGAGGGCGGCUUCAGACAGUAAAGAAGGAAGAAGAGGAUGAAAGCUAUAUUCCAGUGCAGACUGCCAGGCCACAGACACUCAACCGCCCCGGCCAGGAGCUGUUCCGCCAGCUCUUCAGACAGCUUCGCUACCAUGAGUCUUCUGGGCCCCUAGAAACUCUGAGCCGGCUCCGGGAACUCUGUCGCUGGUGGCUGAGGCCUGAUGUUCUCUCCAAGGCACAGAUCCUGGAGCUGCUGGUGCUGGAACAGUUCCUGAGCAUCCUGCCUGGGGAGCUCCGGGUCUGGGUGCAGCUCCAUAACCCUGAGAGUGGUGAGGAGGCUGUGGCCUUGCUGGAGGAGCUGCAGAGGGACCUUGAUGGGGCAUCACAUAGGGACCCGGGCCCUGCCCAGAGCCCAGAUGUGCAUUGGAUGGGUACAGGAGCCCUGCGAUCUGCACAGAUAUGGUCUCUUGCUUCACCUCUCAGGAGCGGCUCUGCUCUGGGGGACCACCUGGAGCCUCCCUAUGAAAUAGAAGCACGUGACUUCCUGGCUGGGCAAUCCGAUCCUCCUGCUGCCCAGAUGCCUGCCCUUUUCCAGAGAGAGGGGUGCCCAGGAGACCAGGUAACAGCAACCAGGUCCCUGACAGCCCAGCUCCAGGAGAAUAUGACUUUCAAGGAUGUGGAGGUGACCUUCUCCCAGGACGAGUGGGGGUUGCUGGACUCAGCUCAGAGAAACCUGUACAGGGAUGUGAUGCUGGAGAAUUACAGGAACAUGGUCUUCCUGGUGGGACCAUUCACCAAACCGGCUCUGAUCUCCUGGUUGGAAGCAAGGGAGCCGUGGGGCCUGAACCUGCAGGUAGCUCAGCCUAAGGGGAAUCCAGGUGCUGCCCCUACAGGAGGCGACCUUCAAAUUAAAACAAAGAAAUUCAUCUUAAAUCAGGAACCUUUGGAAGGAGCAGAAACCUUAGCUGUGCCAUCAGAAUGUCCUGCAGCAAGUGUUUCUGAGGGAAUUGGGCUCAGAGAAUCUUUUCAACAGAAGAGCAGGCUGAAGGAUCAAUGUGAAAACCCCAUACAAGUGAGAGUCAAGAAAGAAGAGACUGAUUUCAGUCACAGGACAGGAAAAGACUCUGAAGUAUCAGGAGGUAAUAGUCUUGACUUAAAACAUGUUACAUAUUUGAGAGUUUCUGGAAGAAAGCAGUCCCUUAAACAUGGCUGUGGCAAACACUUUAGAAUGAGUUCACACCACUAUGACUAUAAGAAAUACGGGAAGGGGCUCAGACACAUGAUUGGGGGCUUCAGCAUACAUCAGAGAAUUCAUACUGGACUGAAAGGGAGCAAAAAGGAUUUGUGUGGAAAAGACUUCAGCCUUAGCUCUCAUCACCAGCAUGGGCAGAGUCUUCACACAGUGGGAGUGUCUUUUAAGUGCAGUGACUGUGGAAGGACUUUCAGUCAUAGCUCCCAUCUUGCAUAUCAUCAGAGACUUCACAGUCAAGAGAAAGCAUUUAAAUGUAGAGUGUGUGGGAAAGCCUUCCGGUGGAGUUCCAACUGUGCACGGCAUGAGAAAAUUCACACUGGAGUGAAGCCUUAUAAAUGCGAUUUAUGUGAGAAAGCUUUCCGACGUCUGUCAGCCUACCGUCUGCACCAGGAAACACAUGCUAAGAAGAAAUUUCUUGAAUUGAAUCAGUAUAGGGCAGCUCUUACCUACAGCUCAGGGUUUGAUCAUCAUUUGGGAGACCAAAGCGGGGAGAAACUCUUUGACUGCAGCCAGUGCAGGAAAUCCUUCCACUGUAAAUCAUAUGUUCUUGAACAUCAAAGGAUUCACACCCAGGAGAAGCCCUAUAAAUGUAACAAAUGUAGGAAAACCUUUAGGUGGAGAUCAAACUUUACUCGUCAUAUGAGGUUGCAUGAGGAGGAAAAAUUCUACAAACAAGAUGAAUGUCGUGAAGACUUCAGGCAAGCCCCUGACCACAGUCAGCCCCAGGGUGCCCCCACUGUGGAGAAAACAUUUUUGUGUCAGCAGUGUGGGAAAACUUUUACUAGAAAGAAAACUCUCAUUGACCACCAGAGAAUUCACACAGGUGAGAAACCAUACCAGUGUGGCGAAUGUGGGAAGGACUUUGCCUAUAGGUCAGCCUUUAUUGUUCAUAAGAAGAAGCAUGCCAUGAAAGGAAAAUCUGAAGGUGGGCCAUCUUUUAGUCAGGACAGAGUGUUCCAGGUUCCUCAGAGCAGUCACACCAGAGACGAGCCCUACCAAUGCAGCCAGUGUGGCAAGGCCUUCCGCAAUCACUCAUUCCUCCUCAUCCAUCAGAGAGUUCACACUGGAGAAAAGCCGUAUAAGUGCAGGGAGUGUGGGAAAGCCUUCAGGUGGAGUUCCAAUCUCUACCGACAUCAGAGGAUUCACUCUCUUCAAAAACAAUAUGAUUGCCAUGAAAGUGAAAAUACUCCAGGUGUGGAGCCAAAAAUCCUCACUGGUGAGAAACGUUUUUGGUGUCAAGAAUGUGGGAAAACUUUUACACGUAAAAGAACUCUUUUAGAUCAUAAGGGAAUACACAGUGGAGAGAAGCGCUAUAAAUGUAAUCUGUGUGGGAAAUCAUAUGAUAGAAACUAUCGCCUUGUUAACCAUCAGAGGAUCCACACUAAAGAGAGACCUUUCAAAUGUCAGUGGUGUGGGAAAGAGUUCAUUGGAAGACAGACCCUUUCCAGUCACCAGAGUAAACACACCAGAGCAGCACAGGCUGAACGUAGCCCGCCUGGGCUCUCUUCCUCUCGGGACACAAAGUUGAGAUUGCAGAAAUUAAAACCAAGUGAAGAAAUGCCUCUCGAAGACUGUGAAGAAGCUUGCGACCAGAGCUCCAGGCUUGAUGAACUCCAGGACAUAACCGCUGGGAAAAAGUGCCACAAAUGUAGCAUAUGUGGGAAAACUUUUAGCAAGAGUUCACAACUCAUUAGCCACAAGAGAUUUCAUACUCGAGAGAGACCCUUCAAAUGCAACAAGUGUGGGAAGACCUUCAGAUGGUCUUCAAAUCUGGCUCGGCAUAUGAAAAACCAUAUUAGAGAUUAGCUUGGGUCUGACAGUGACCGCGGGAGUGAGUUCUCAGCCCCCUCCUAGAGAACCCUUAAUUUUAGGCAGUGUGGGGAAACCUUCACAAAGGGCCCAGCCCUUUCUAUUUUGGAAGCUAGUGACGGAAUCCCAAGGAUUUAAAAGCUCGGGGAGUCUUCAGCCUGCCUGCUGGGAUGUGACGCUGGGGAAGCACAGCAGCAUGUUCUUUGGAGCCCUUCUGGAGACUUGGGCCCCUAGGAGUGGCCUCUGUACCAUAGCCUGCAGCUCCCCCAGUGAGGUCUCCUUCUGCAACUCUAAAGAGAAAAACCAUUGCCCUUUGUGGUUGGAUAAAAUGUCUGUGGCAUCAUGGGCUGUGGCUUCUGGAAAGGGGCCAGUGGGAUCCUAGAUUUAUCUUCAAGUUUGGCGUAUGGCCAUGCCUAUUCUGUUGACUAAAAACAGCAGCAUCAAGAACUCCUAGUCUUCCCAAAUGCCCCCUGGGGAGUUCUGGCUGGGGCUUUAGCCUUUCUAGCUGGCUUUUGGAUAUCUUCCAGGGGGUUAGAGUGGUCUCAGUGGCUGGUGGAGUACAGCAAGAUGCUGGGCUCAAGCGCUUGGGGUGUGGAGCUCUAUCAGUAUCCUGUUGCCAUUCCCAUCCCACAGGCCUGCACAGGCAGCAGCGGUCCAUCUGUUUAACAGAAAUGUGCUGAUCACCUCCUCUACACCAGGCACUGGUGUAUUUGCUGGACACCCAGCAGAGACCAGAACAGCUGAAAAUCCUGCCGUCUUGGAUCUUUAUCAUUGACAAACAAAUGGGAUAUGCAGUAUUCCGGAUAGUGAUAGGUGUGUGGUAGACAAAGUGAAUCAGAGAAGAGUGAGAGGGCGUGCUGGAUUGGGAAGUCAAUUGUGAUUUUAAAUAGUCCGAUUAGGGAGGACCUCAACUAGAAAGUGAAAUUUAAGCAAAGACCUGAAGGAGGCGAGGGAGCAAGCCAGGUAGCUCUCUAGGGAGAGUUGCAGGCAGAGAAGAUUGGGUCUUGUCUGAUGUCCUUAGGAUAGCAAGGAGGCCCCUGGGAUGGUGUGCAGGGAGCCAGCUGGAAGGGGAGGAGAGGGGUCAGGGAGCAAUGUAAGCAUCAUCGUUCAUUACGGGGGCUUGAGCUGCCUCAGAGGGAGGCAGAGAGCUUUUGGACAGUUUCGAGUUGAGGAGUGAUACGAUCUGAAUCUGAAUUAUAUUUUACAGGGGUUAACCACAGAUCCAAAGACUCAGUAAAAUGGAAUGGCUAAAGGGCUUCUCAUGAAGUUAUCCUUGCUGCUAGUUCCCAUAAAUCAGACUCCUCCUCACUCCAUUUCUGAAUUUUCUGUAGAAUCCUCCGCCUCAGCAGAUGUAAACGCUUAGCAUUGUUGUGUGCACAUCUCUAGCCUCUGCACAGGCCCCCUCUCACCUUCACAUACCCUCUCUCACCCUCACAUACCCCCUCUCACCU